AUGACUGGUCAUCCAUCACCGUUGAUAGAGGAUUACCUACGGGAAGCGGGUUUUUGGUACGUGGCGAUGAUAGGCCGGGGGUGCAAGUUGGACCCGAAACUUAUUAGUGCGUUGUUAGAAAGGUGGAGGCCUGAGACGCACACAUUUCAUCUUCCAUGUGGAGAGUGCAUUAUCACUUUGAAAGACGUGCAUUUACAAUUAGGAUUGCCGGUGGACGGGGAUGCAGUCACUGGGUCCGUUCAUUCUGCUGAUUGGGGAGCGGUAUGCUAUGAGCUUUUGGGUGCUAUUCCGGAUAAUAUUAACGGAGGUCGGAUCGAGAUGGGCUGGUUACGAGACACAUUUCUGGAGCCGAAUGAUGAUUCUACCGAACUAGAAAAAAUUCGAUAUGCUCGAGCAUACAUUCUUCAGAUAAUUGGCGGUUAUCUGAUGCCGGACUUGUCACGAAACCAUGUACAUCUGAGAUGGCUGCUGAAACUCGUUGAUUUUAGAGCAGCUAGUGAAUUUAGUUGGGGGUCUGCCGUGUUGGCAACACUGCAUCGGAGAUGUCUUGAGACUCUGCGAUCGAAUAAAGCGAAAAUCGGAGGUUGUCUAUCACUACUGCAAUCAUGGGCACGAUAUCUACUUCUAUUAGAGCAGCGAUUGGAAGCACAAGUAGUAAUUCCAGAUGAAUACUUGAAAAAUCCGAACGCUUGGCACGUGAAGGUCCCAUUGGUCAACUUUGCUAUUGUGGAUAUGCACCAAUUAGACAAAGUAUUAUGGCAAUUUGGAUUUCGACAACCGAUUCCUGUGGCACCUGAGGUGUUGGAUGAUCAUCACAAAAUCGACUUACGGCAAUUGCAUACGGAUUGGCCGAGAUUCUGGUCACACUAUAUCCAAAUGUGGGAAGAUCGGUAUGAUUAUAUACCUACUCGGGAACCGAUCAUCGUUCCAGAGUUGGCGUGCGUGCCAGAAUACAUGCCAUGGUUUAGGAUCUAUGGCAAGCCAUAUUUACAGUCAGAAGAGGAGAGGCAUCGGCAAUUGAGUGUCCAAAGGGAACGAUGUGGCCCUUUAAAUCCUAGAAGAAGGGACGACGACGUAGGCCCAUCAAUAGCGCCCACAUAA
This is a messenger RNA of Gossypium arboreum, 1101 nucleotides long. RefSeq names its product protein MAINTENANCE OF MERISTEMS-like. Bases 1 to 1101 code for a protein of 366 amino acids. NCBI's taxonomy places the organism in Eukaryota, Viridiplantae, Streptophyta, Magnoliopsida, Malvales, Malvaceae. The record is from RefSeq and is a predicted model, not a curated record. Gene Ontology annotation, biological process: meristem maintenance; meristem development. The transcript has 3 exons.